AUGAUAAUCGUCGACAACCUUUGGUCUCUGGCCGUCGCCUCUGGGUUACUGGCCAUAUUCCUCAAUAUACUGUGGGGGCGAUUCAAAGAAUACCAAGGACGCAAAGCCCAUGGCUGCGGCGUUAUCCCAUCUUAUCCUCAAUGGGAUCGCAUUUUCGGAUUCGAUCUCGCCUUGAGCCAAAUGAAGGCCCUCCGUGGAGAGACUUUUAUCCCAUGGCUGGCAGCUAUGCAUGAAGGCCAACCGAGCACAUUCAAGAUCCGUUUUCUCGGAAAACGCCAAAUUUACACCACCGAGACGGAUAACCUUAAGGCUAUGACAGCGAUCAACUGGAAGGAUUUUGGCAUCAGUCCUCUCCGACGCAGUACGAAAGCUUUCCACCCGUUCGCAGACAAAGGUGUCAACACCGUUGACGGGAACGACUGGGUGUUCAGCCGUCUCCUCAUGAAGCCGUUCUUCAAUCGCGAUGUUUAUACGAACACUGAUCGGAUCAGGCCGUAUGUGGACUCGUUAUUGUCUCUACUGCUGCCGGAUGGAGAGACAUUCAACAUCCAGCCCCUGCUCCAGCGAUGGUUCCUGGAUUUGACCACUGAUUUCAUCCUUGGCGAGCCUAUGGGGGCCCUCAAUCAUCCAGUCAAGGCCAAAAUCACAUGGGCCAUGCUGGAUGUUCUUCGUGGCAGUCGCCAGCGUAUGCAGGUCGUUCGCAUGAUCAAGUGGUUCAACUGGGACUGGUGGCUCAAGGCAGUAUACGAGGUUCAUGCCUUUGUCGACACACAUAUCACAGCGACUUACAAAGAAAUCGAAACCCGCAAGGCACGCAUCGCUGCUGGAGAGAAAGUAGGCCCUGAGCGGGAAGACCUUCUAUGGUACAUGGCAUCACACGACUCCGACUACGAAGACCUGCGGUCUCAAUUGGCCCUGCUGCUGGUCCCGAACAACGACACAACUUCGAUCUUCAUCAGUAAUGCCCUCUGGCACUUGGCUCGUCACCCGGAUGCGUGGGCAAGAUGUCGUGAGGACGUACUGACAUCAGUUCAAGGGGGUGAGGACGAAGCGGUUGUCCGUAUCUGCAUGAACGACACGACCCUCCCACGUGGCGGAGGCAAAGACGGCCAGUACCCCAUCUUCGUCCGCAGAGGUGACAUGGUCCAAGUCACCAAGACAGUACAGCAGCGCAAUCGGGAAUACUGGGGUGAAGACGCAGACGAUUUUCGUCCUGAGCGCUUCCUUGAGCUGAAGCCCUUCUGGGAGUUCGUGCCUUUCAGCGGUGGUCCUAGAAGGUGCCCAGCACAGAUGAUGGUCAUGACGGAGGCUGCAUACAUGUUGGCUCGUUUGGUAAUGCGCUACGAGCGAAUCGAUUCCAGAGAUGCGAAUCCAUAUCAUGCUAUUAUGCGGAUUGGACCAAGUAACAAGACUGGUGUUUUGGUUGCCCUCCACAAAGCACGCGAAGGAAAUUAG
Molecule: messenger RNA, 1455 nt
Organism: Aspergillus pseudoviridinutans
Lineage: Eukaryota; Fungi; Ascomycota; Eurotiomycetes; Eurotiales; Aspergillaceae
Exons: 3
Coding region: 1-1455 (484 amino acids)
Molecular function (GO): iron ion binding; heme binding; monooxygenase activity
Source: RefSeq, a predicted model, not a curated record